CCGGCCUCCCAAGUAAACCUAACGAUGGACUGCGAAGACCUCUGCGCGUGCAUGAUGUGCGGCGCCCUCUGCGGUGCCUGCUGCGCCGCCGCCGACGACGAUGACCGCCGCCGCCAGGGCCCCGUCGUCGUCCAGACCGUCCAGCCCGUCAUGGUCGGUGGCCAGUACCCGCAGCAGCAAAUGUAUGACCAGUACGGCAACCCCGUGUACAUGCAGCAAGGCCAGCCCAUGUAUGCCCAGCAAGGCCAGCCCAUGUACGCUCAGCCCGGCCAGCAAAUGUACGCCCAGCCCGGCCAGCAAAUGUACGCCCAGCCCGGCCAGCCUAUGUAUGGUCAGCCGCAGCCGCAGUAUGGCGUGCCGAUGGCGCAGCCUGCCCCGGGCUACCCUGGUGCCAACAAGGUCUAACCAACCUUGUCAUCUUUAACUCAUAUAUAUAUCAUGACCUA
This is a messenger RNA of Saprolegnia diclina VS20, 446 nucleotides long. RefSeq lists its product as hypothetical. Lineage: Eukaryota; Oomycota; Saprolegniomycetes; Saprolegniales; Saprolegniaceae. The record is from RefSeq and is a predicted model, not a curated record. Bases 25 to 405 code for a protein of 126 amino acids. The transcript has a single exon.